Molecule: messenger RNA, 2285 nt
Organism: Punica granatum (pomegranate)
Lineage: Eukaryota; Viridiplantae; Streptophyta; Magnoliopsida; Myrtales; Lythraceae
Source: RefSeq, a predicted model, not a curated record
CCUUCCUCUGGUCAGGUCACUGUUUUUCUUCCUCACUUGGAAGAAUUUUCAAACCCUCAACAUGUCACCUAAAUCCAAGCCAAGAACUUUCACAAUUUAAGCUGAUUGACCGUUGAUGAUUCUUCUGCAGCCCUCCAAGUCUCUCUCUCUCUCUCUCUGCGAUCCAUCUCUCUUCUCGAACUUCCAGAGAUGAUCAUCAGCUCCCGGCCAUUGAAGGACUUUUUGGUGAUGGGGGAGAGAUAGUGAAAUGUCAUGAAGAUCAGAUGAGGAAGCUGUAAGAGCAGUCUAGCAGGAUUAAAUCGAUGGACACAGUGUUCCAACGUGACGCAGAUGAUCGGGCCAACUUCCUCCAUAACCUCGCGCAGACGACCGGCUGCUCUUACGUAUGCCUCUGGUCUUAUGUACCUCUCUCCAGUUAUCUGUGCUCUCUUGAUGGGCUCUAUCAAGAAACUGGAAGCAGCGUGCAGCCUAGCUCUUCAUCGGAAAGCCUGGCUCGGAGACUCUUCAACGAUUAUAGAGCUUGCUUAUUCAUCAUUGACGACAACCACAGAACUGUCCCGGGAACCGCUUUCAGGAACAAUCUUUGCUUCUUCGAAGUAAGGGAAGAGGAUUUUCCAAGAAUGGCAACAAAUCGUGCUCAGCAGGAGUUCUAUCGAGAAGCGUGGAUCAAGAAGGCUGUAUUCAUGGGCUGCCGGACAGGUGAAAUCGAGCUUGGCUUCUCCGACAUGUCUCCUGUUGAUGCUGAGACAUUGUUAAGGAACAUUUUCCCGGAAGAUUUCUCUAGACAAGUGGCAGUGCAAGAAUUGCCCCGUUUGAUCGAACAACAGCUCAACCCUCCGUCAUCAUCCUCAUCGUCAUGGAGAUCACUUUCGAUAGACAGCCCCGAGUAUUCGUCUAUCUUGUUCAAUUUACCCGGGAAUUCCUUCAUGCCUGACUCGCUCAAAGAGGUGGCCCCCACCAUCAAUCCGCAAACGGCAUCGCCACAAACGCUCGCCACUGCAGCCCCCGCAAUUAUUAUACCCCAGCAGUUGCAGGCCAUUCAGGCAUUGGCAAGGAUCUCAAACUUCCCGACUCCGGGGAGUGAGCACGAGGCAAUAAGGAGAGCCUUCCUAGCCGUUAUAACUUCACCUUCUUCCUCCACUUCCUCCUCACAGCAGCAGCAGCAGCAACAAAAUUUGCCUGGGAUUAAUCAGCAGGCAAAUCUGGGGGACAGUGCAUUCAGGAGGUACUCCUCGGCUUUAAUCCCAACGGCAGCCCAGAUGAAGCGGAGUCCCCACAGGCGUGAUAACAUGACAAAACGUGCAAUUGCUUACUUUAGAAACUUAAAUCUGAUGAGGUUUAAUCGACAGCGGGCUCAAGCAUCUGCAGGUAGUCGCCCCACCCCGACGAGCACCCAGUUGCACCACAUGAUGUCAGAGAGGAAAAGACGGGAGAAGCUCAACGAAAGCCUCCAGGCUCUCAAAGCUCUACUUCCUCCUGGAACAAAGAGAGAUAAAGCAUCAGUUCUUGCAACCACAAGGGAGUACCUGACCUCCUUGCAGGCUCAAAUCGAAGAGCUUCGCCAAAGAAAUGCGGCUUUAGAGGCACAACUCUCGCCUGCCAAAGAAGCGGGUAAUGAAGAGCCAGGCACUCCCAUGAAUGGCAACCCAAUUGAUGUUCGGGUCCGGCAGACUUCGGAAUCCACCUCACAGGACCGAACCGCGGACCUGCAAGUGGUCGUCAGAAGAGAAUGCUCGAGUACACAAUUGGUGAUUCACAUCCUGGAGUUCUUGAGGCGACUAAACAACGUUCACUUGAUGUCCAUGGAGGCGGAUACUUGUGUUGCAGAAGCGGGCGUUGUCACUCGGGUAAACUUGAGAUUAAGGAUUGAGGGAAAUGAAUGGGACGAGUCGGCUUUCCAGGAAGCAGUGAGGAGGGUGGUCGCUGACGUGGCACAAAGACAAUUCUGACAAGCUUCAGUUCUGACUGAUUGUCUCAAAAGGGUUACUUUCCCUUCCGGCGGCACCAAAGAAGGCCCUAAUUUAUUUAACGGCCAUUAAUCACGGCCAUCAAUUUUUGUUUACCCUUAAUUUUAUUUUUAUCUUUAUCUCAAAUAUCUUGUAGUAUUUCAUAUAGAAGUAAAGAUUCGUAGCUAUAAGUGCUCAAUCCAUUAUUCUUUAAGAAUUAAUUAAGAUGGAAGAUGGUGAAAUCCAGUGAUAUAUGUUUUCACUUGAUAAUCGAGAAAUUUUUUAUUCGAUAUUAAUUGUGAGGUUACUUGUACUUCUUUAUUAGUUAUAUAAUUCUCU